AUGAAGUCUUCCAAACAAUUACCAAAAGUGAAUGCGGAUUUGAGAGAAACACCGAAAAGUUGUACUUUCAUAGAACAAGUCAACCACAGUCCUAAGCUUAAUGAUGUACCCAAAUUAUGGAGCAGUCUUAAAAAAUCAGACCAAUUACCUAGUGCCAGAACUCUUAUGAAACAACCAAGAGAAAGAGUUUCAGCUUCUGAAUCGAAUUUGCCUUUAAAAGACGUUGAAAUUGAAGAACUGUCUCGCGUUGAGAAAGAUGGACCUCAUGGUGAUGACAAAAGCUUAGUAACGCUCAGUUCUAAAAUGCAACGACAGAAAAUUGUCGAAGGUCUCGAAAUUAAAAAAUUACAAGGAAUUUGGAAAAACGAUAAGGCACGAAAAUGUUAUGGCUAUGAGAAUUUGCCUAAGAAAUCGAGACCUCGUUCACCGUCUCCGGCGGAAGAUGCAUUGACAAGACAGAUACGUGACAUUCAUACAGAAACGAGAAAAAGUGCUAGAAUAAUUAGAGAUUCCAGAGCAAGAUUACUUGAAAUACAGAAAAAAACACCUUUGCUAGAAAGCGAUAUUAAAGAAGUCGGUGAACGAAAUGAACUGCUCCUUCGAGAAAUGGAGCGUUUUGACAAACUAACUAAAAAUAUUCAGAAACUUGUAUCCGAGGAUAUUUCACAAAAGAAAAGAUCUAAGGAACAAUGUCAACAGAGAGAUUACACAGCCAGUAUUUAUGAUUCACCUGAGUAUCAUGAAAUGAGUAUCGACAAUCCUACAAUUUUUCUGGGUUGUUGCAAAAACUCUUCUACAAUAACAAGCGACCAGCCAAUUCGAAGCAAAUCUGAAAUUGACCUGUCAAGAAAAUUAAGUGAAAGUUACGAUAUGCAAGAAAAACUGGUUGCAGACAAUGCAGAUUUAGAAGUUAAGAGGUACAUCCUUUAUAAGGAAUUAAUGACAAAGGAUCAAAACUUAGAGACUUGUCGAGCUCAAAUCAAAAGGCUUCAAGGAGAACUUAAAUUAAUGAACAAAGAGAAUGUAAUCCUCCAUGAAAGAUUAAAUAGAAAUAGUCCUGAGGGUGAUGCUAUUGCUGUGAGCCCAGAUCCAUCAAAUGAUGAAAAUAUAAAUAUUUACACACAGGAGCAUCAACUAGGCGGUUUGGAAGCGGAAGUGCGUAAUAUCCGCGUAGAAAUGGCUGACGUGAAGGCCGCUGCGGCGACCGCUUGUCGUGGCGGCGGCGCUCAGAACACAUGCUUCCAACAACCGUGUGGUGUUUGUCCACCGUGUCCUGCACCAUGCAAUCCAAAUGCUCCACCGACUCCAGCAGAAAGAGAGGUCCAGAAACUUAGCUUACAGCUUCAUCAAACAGAAGAAAGUUUGAAAACUAAAAUCACAGAGUGUGCAAUGCUUCGAACAGAAUUACUUAAAAAAAAAGAAGAGCUAGAAAAAGAGAGAUGCCAACAUAGAGAGGUACAAAAUAAAUUAAGAGAACUUGAAAUGAAGUUUGAGGGCCUUACAACCCAUACGAAUAUGAUGCUGGGUACUAAAGAGCAAGCUUUCGAACAAGAAGUUAAUGUAAGAGCACUAAAGCAAUGCUAUAGAGAAGCAAGAGAAGAAAUAGAUGAGUUGAGAACGUUAAUGAAAGAACAGAAUAAUCAAUUGCAAGAUUAUAGGGUAAAGUAUUUGCAAGCGCAACAGCUCGUCGAGGAGCAACGAAGGCAGAUGGAUAUGAUGGACAUGGAUAAUACCAGAAUAAGUGAACAAAUUAAUUUGGAAAUACAACGUGUAAAGCUCAAGUUCCAAGAGAAACUACAAGAAUUAGCGCCUAUACCUGAUCUUUUAAAAGCAACGCAAAUGAAAUUAAAGGAUGCGCAGCAAUCACAAGCAAUAGCGGAGCACAACGCCGAGCAACUGGCCAGGGAACUAAAUUCCGCUAGAGAAAAGGUCCACGUACUGUUACAUAAUAGUUUGAAACAACCCGAGAAACCCCCAGAACGAGGCGCUGACGAAAAACAGAUGGCGCUACUACAACAAAGAAUAUCGCAACUCACUGAAACUAAUAUGUCACUGAAGAGUGAAAUAGAACGGCUUAAAGCCAACGUGAUUCGCAUGGAAGAAAGUGUACUGGCGAACGAAAAGCGUUUGCAGGAGAAAAUGCAUGAGUGCGCGCAACUUGGCGGAGAGUUAGACCGCGCCCGGGAUGAAGCCGCGCGUGCUCUACAACGUGCGAACGAACGUACUGACACUAUACGCAAAUGCAUGCAGACUACAGUGGGUGAGUUAGAAAGACAAUUGGCAUCGACAAGAGCCCAAGUCAAAACUGCAGAGAAAGAUCAGGAGGAAUUACAAUGUCGUAUGCAGUGUCAGAUAAAGAGAUUAAAUGAAAACUUCGAGCAAGCGCAGCUACGUAUAUUGGGUUUGCAAGCACAAGUGCAAACGCUUAGACGUACAGUUUCUAGUACCGGCGACGGUGAAGGCGAUAUGCAAGAAUGUGCUUGUAAAUCAAUGUUUGAUGAUCCA
This is a messenger RNA of Brenthis ino (lesser marbled fritillary), 2505 nucleotides long. The record is from the annotation of a GenBank genome assembly. NCBI's taxonomy places the organism in Eukaryota, Metazoa, Arthropoda, Insecta, Lepidoptera, Nymphalidae.